GAGCCGUGAGUAUGGGGUAUGAGCGCACCCUCGAUGGUGUCAUUCGUACAACCGCGAACUGAGAGCCGAGAAAAACCUCGACAGAAAAACUGCAUGAUACUCGUCACGCGAUACGGACGUGUUUACGAAUCCGUAUUAUCGAGCAUUCGUACGCGCGGCAUCCCCGGCGAACCGUGCCGAGAGUGAGAGAACUGUCAGUCGCAGAUGUCCGGCGAAUCGAUCGUGUAACACGCGCCAGCCAAACGUAACGUCGCCCGAUGCAAAUAGGCGGUUUCGUACGCGACGGAUCGAGACGAUUUCGGGACUGAAUCGCUCGUCGAUGCGAGACUCGUCGCCGUGUGUGCCUGUCAAGGAUACGUGAAGAAGGGUUCUUUCGUGGAUACGGCUGAAAAAGGUAUCGAGCAGCCAAUAUGUCGGUGCUUCUGGAGGCGAGGUCUUACAGGCCUUUCAAGUCCUCGGAGGAGUAUCUGAUCGCGAUGAAAGAGGAUCUAGCCGAGUGGUUGAACGCGCUGUAUCCGGAGCUGAGAAUUAACGUUGACAAUUUUAUGGACCGGCUGGACACUGGCGUAGCUCUGUGCAAACACGCGAACAACGUACGCAAGUCGGCGGCGGAGUACGUGGCGCGGCGACAGGCUCGGAAGAUCUCGAUGACACGAUCGAUGACCUCGUCGCUGGCGUUGCCGAUGAGCCAGCUGAGCGACGUAGCCUUCCUGCCGAACGCGAAGGCCGGCACCUUCUUCGCCCGCGACAACGUCUCGAACUUCAUCGGCUGGUGUCGCAACAGUUUGGGCAUCAUCGAGUGCCUUUUAUUCGAAACGGACGACCUGAUCAUGCGAAAGAACGAACGUCACGUGAUCCUGUGUCUUUUGGAAGUGGCGAGAAGGGGCGCGAAAUUUGGAAUGUUGGCGCCGAUGUUGGUGCAAAUGGAGAGACAGAUCGAUAGAGAGAUCGCGGCGGAGAACAAAGCGGCGAACGGCGCACAUUGUAACACUACGAACGAGGAGAGCGACGAUGAGUACGCUGACAUGCAGCAGGAGGAACCUUGUCUCAUAUACGGACCCCAGCCGCAGAUCGUUACUAAUGAUUUGAAGAGUCUGGACGAAAUGGUUCGAGACUUGGUGGAGAGGUGCACGUGCCCCACGCAGUUCCCCAUGAUUCGUGUCUCCGAGGGGAAGUACCGAAUCGGCGACACGAAGGUGCUGAUCUUCGUUCGGAUCCUUCGCAGCCACGUUAUGGUUCGCGUGGGUGGUGGCUGGGACACCCUCAGUCAUUAUUUGGACAAACAUGAUCCCUGUCGAUGCAGAACCUCGCAUCGCUCGAUGAUCUCAGCGAAGUUGAUUCAAAAGGCUGGAGGGUCGUUCGACCUUGGCAGCGCGCAGGUGCAUUACGAAAGAUCACCUCCUAGAACUCGACGGAGUUCAGCGUCGUCGGUCGGCUCGUGCGCAGGCGCGAUGCAGCAGAAUCAGCAAUCGACGCAGCUGCACGCGGCCAGAAGCGUUUCCAGCAAUCGGUCGCGAUCGCCCACGCCCCACCAGCCGCCGAGCAGGCAACAGCCCAGCGAUGAGCAACGGAAGAUCAAUCGAUCGCGAAGCCCAACGCCACAGCGGAAGUUCCUGGGUAGUCCGAGUCAUCAAGUCGAUUUUUGCAAGCAAAGAUCAAGAUCACCAACGCCAAAAGCUCAACUCAGGUCGAUCAGUCCUACGAUCAAGUUGGAUCAUGGAAAAGGUGGAUCCAUUUUAGAUUCGCCGGGUAGAAGUUCAAACGACGAGUCUCGCUCGCCUACGCACCAUGGAAAGCAUCAGGAAGCUAAGGAUGCAAGAAAGGAUCUUCACCAGGAAAUUCGUACGAAAACUCCCCUUCCGGAGGAAUUCACGAAGAAAUACCUCGUGGAAGGCGGCGUGGCUCGUAGAGCAAUGGAAAAAGACGACACACCGAAGUACGAACCGUCGAUUUACAAUUACAAGUGCCGCGAGGAUUCCAGCAGUCGUAGCCCAACGCCUAGCCCGCCAGCCAUUAAAGAGGAACCAGUGUUGGAAAACUUCAGCAAAGACGUGACUGGGAACGUUCAUUACACGAAAUCACCGCAUGACGGCGAGCACUCUGACAACUGCAGUGAAGUUUCAGACGAGGGUUAUCGAAGCCUGGGAGCAGUACAGCCAACCGGUGGAAGUGGAAAUCAAGGGACUUGCACACAAGGAUCGCCCACGGUUGCCGAUUGUCAAAAGCAACCCGCGAAGCCAGAGACAGAGGAGAGGUCCUGCGUAGAAACAGAAAGCAUAGAAACAGGUCUUCGCAAGACUCGAAUCGGUCCAGCCAGUCCUCUUCGUGCUUCACCUUCAAGAAGCGUGGCCUCCUCUUCAGGAGACCGCACUCCUCGUGCAGGUUCCAUCGUCCGUGAGAACAGCAACGUCUCCAAAGCCUCGUCAGGCAGUAGAACACCUAGAGACAGUAACUCGAGCCCGGAAGGCAGUCCUUUGAAAAGGGGAACUAUCAGAAACAGCCUGCGAAAACCACCAACAGGCAGCCUAAGCAAAGCAUCAGCGAUAACAAAGUCCUGUCAGAGUCCAAUCAGUGGUAGCAACACGUGGAACGGUAGACAAGCACGGCAAAGACCAAGCAUACAAUCAGACACCUUUCUAAAUCCUCAAGGAUCAGCCACAUGUGCAACAGCACCAAGUUUCUCAAGAAAGAGUCCAGCUAGACAAAGUUUACCUAGGCAAAGCUCGAACGGAACUGUACAGUAUGAUAGAAAUGGAAGAAGGAUUAAACCAACAACUGGAUCACUUCAAUCUUCACCUACUAAAGUGGCUAAUCCUCUGUUAGGACAGAUACUUCAAAAGGUUGGUCAUUUGCAAGAUGAAAGGGAGGUGGUACAGAAGCUGCAGGAUUUAUUGAGAGAUUAUCAAGCUCAUGGUUCUGUGGAUGGUGUCGCAAAUAUGGAGUUCACCAGGGCGUGGAUCGAUGGUAACGGGACUGUAGCGUUGCCCCAGGACAAUCAGAUGACUGCCAGUCCCAGGAAGGAUCCUAAGCCAGUGUCUGAGAGGGGAGCUUUCUCCAGGAUACCAGCGCCUGUUUACAAGAGGCCUAUGUCAGUCGCGUCUGACAGCGUGUGAGGUUAUUCGAUGGCGGUUAGGAUAGAGAGCCAGAAGGAUGACGAUGACGAUGAUGACGAUGAUGACGAUGAUGAUGAUGAUGAUGAUGUAACGGUGGUGGUGUGCUGGUGAUGGUUAGAAGCGUGUCCACGAGGUCAUCGAGAGACUCGAUCAGGAUGAUGGACUCUUAAGAGAGGAGGGCCUCGUGAAACGCUUGUUGCCGCUUCCUCGCUCGUGACGCACCCAGUUUCAGAGUACCCCGGCGAUUCUGGACAACGAUUGGAUUGAUCAUGUGGAAUGGGGAAAGGUGGCAGAGGAAGUUCAAGGAGAUUUUAGUUGGAGAGUGUUGAUAGUAUUGUUGUUGGUGAUUUAAUGGGUGAAAGAAUGGUAUUGGGUUUUAGUAUUUUUUUUUUUUUUUGGAAAGGGGGAAGAGGUGAAUUUUUGAGGUAAAAAGAUUUUAGUUUGAAGAGAAUGGCAAUAUUUUUGGUGCUUGGGGAACUGUUAGAAACCAUUGACAAGUUCUUUCUUAGAAUGACUUUGACCUUCUCUUCUUUUAACGUUCCCCAUUUUUUUUCUACCCUUAAAUUUGACACAGUGUGAAUGUUCCUCAAUCUCAAAAAUUUUUCUGUCCAUCAGUUUCAGGAAAUAAUUCUAUGCAACAAACUAUAAAUUUCUCCCAGUCUUCCAAAUUUACUAUUCAGGCUACAAAAUGUUCCUAUCCCUCUGCUUCACCUUUAAUUAAAAAUUACCACACGGUAAUUGAAGAAACCUCAAAAGACCAAUGAACCUACUGCCACAUAAUCUCAAAAAAAUUAAUUACUCUCUUCUGUAGAGUGCACAAAAUUCUCUCUUCACCCAUAUCACCAAGAAAAAGAAAAGAAAAGACAUAAUCAAAGUAUCCACCUUUCCACGUGUCGCGUGAUCAAAGAUCGAAGGCGUCCGAUUACAGGAGAGCUUAACGGGCCUUAACGGUACGGGGUUCGAUCAGUUAGCAAACAGCUCGUGUAGGAGUUGACGUGUAUAUCGGGGUGGUGCUUGGAUGGUGCUGAACGAGAUGACGUUCGUGAUGCAAAUAAGAUUAAAUAAGGUGACCAAAAGAAAAAAAAAUAAAUAAAUAAAGAAACGAAAAAAAAAAUCGAAGACGAA
Molecule: messenger RNA, 4238 nt
Organism: Habropoda laboriosa
Lineage: Eukaryota; Metazoa; Arthropoda; Insecta; Hymenoptera; Apidae
Product: GAS2-like protein 1
Exons: 8
Coding region: 411-3113 (900 amino acids)
Biological process (GO): actin crosslink formation; regulation of microtubule polymerization or depolymerization; microtubule bundle formation
Cellular component (GO): stress fiber; cytoplasm; microtubule plus-end
Molecular function (GO): cytoskeletal adaptor activity; microtubule binding; actin filament binding
Source: RefSeq, a predicted model, not a curated record